UCCACAGAGCAUGGUAUGAUCGUGCUUAUAAAAUGCCCUUUCGGUACUUUGUAUCCGGCAAACGAAGAAAUAGAAGGAUACGCUAAAAGAAGUUGUCUGCUUCUAUCAGAUGGUUCGGUUCAGUGGAGCGAAGUGAAUGCGAAUAACUGCCAAGCGGAGGGAUUUCGAGCAGCGGAAGAAUUAGCUGGCGAGUUGCAAGCUCUAACUAGUAAUCCAGAUAAAGUUAGUCCCAAAGAAUUCCAACAAGCAGCCAGUCAAAUAGAAGCCAUCGUACAAUACGCGGUUCAAAACCAAAAGCUCGCCUACGACAUGGUUUCGGUACUAAGCAACAUGUUAGAUGUUAACGAUAACGUGUACGAGGUUGGAGACGAAGAUGGAAUUGUCACUAAAAAAUUAGUACAGGUUGUGGAUACUUUUGCAUCGAAUGUUAAAUUAAGUCCCGGAGAGAAGGUCGAAUUUUUUACACCAAAUAUUGUGAUAGUUGCAUCGAAUCCUAGCGAAGUAUCGGGGGAUGGUUUGGGUUUCUCACCGGAUCCCGGACGUAGAAAAAGAAAUGCCGACUUCCUUCUAAAUUCUCAAGUAAGAUAUAAUACAAAACGAUUCUUUUUGAACGAAAUUGCCGAUUUAUUUCGUAUUUAUUCGAUUUAAAUUAAAUAUAUAUUUUUUUAAAUAUAAACGAAAAGCACGCUCGUUUGUUUGUUUAUAUCGACUUUUCCAAAAUUUGUUUUUGAAUCUUCGGGGGUCAUCUUAUUUGCCAGCAUUUCGCAU
Molecule: messenger RNA, 768 nt
Organism: Centruroides sculpturatus (bark scorpion)
Lineage: Eukaryota; Metazoa; Arthropoda; Arachnida; Scorpiones; Buthidae
Exons: 4
Coding region: 16-648 (210 amino acids)
Source: RefSeq, a predicted model, not a curated record